Messenger RNA from Hyaloperonospora brassicae, 1875 nucleotides. The record is from the annotation of a GenBank genome assembly. Lineage: Eukaryota; Oomycota; Peronosporomycetes; Peronosporales; Peronosporaceae.
AUGGUGCACGUUACUUUGGUCUGUGCGGUCGUCGGCGUACGUGAGGGCGUAUUCUCACUGAAGAUCGACACGAAGGGGUGGGAAGAUCAACUGAAGGAUGCGAUCAAGGCGGCGAAGCCAGCGCUGAUUCCGUGCGAGGCCCGUACCUUGCGGCUCUUUUUGGCGAAGAGGGCUGGCAGUGAUGUCUGGUUGACGAAGGAAGAGGUGCAGCAGGACGGGUUUGACACGAGAGAGCUGCGAUCACUGAGCGAUGCGGCGGUGCCACUGAGCUGGAACGGCUUAUCGGAACAAGAGGUGGGGACGCAGAUCAAGGGGGAAGGAGAAAUAGCUUUCCAUAGUCCUGUCCACGUGCUGGCAGUGCUUCCGUCGGCUUUGUCGAGCAUGUUGAGCGUCCCACUCGAUGUCGGAGGUGUGACGAUUAACGUGACGAAGCACAUGGUAGUCAAUGAUCCACCAUUGAUAGCCUACUGGAAGGCUCUUGCAGCGACGUCUACCGAAGUCGUUGCGGGGACUGUGGUCACGUUGCCGAAAGGAAUAUACCUUCUGGGUGACCCAGCGCUCGGCUCUCACAUCUACGUUCGUCGUUGCUUCCCUGAGCUCUGGAUGAGCUUUUACGGAAGUGACGAGGGUGUGGGCAUCCUUGGCACCUCUGGGAUCGGCAAAACGUAUGUUGGCUACUUUUUCUUGCUGUGUCUUGCUCUUCGUGGGAAAACAGUCGUGUACGAACGUGCUGGAGCCCACGAGUGUAUCUUGUUCUCUGGCAACGUGGCGGUGCGAGGGCCACGGGAGGAUUUCAGCGACGUCCUCCUGAAGCCGGAUACGUGUUAUGUGGUCGAUGACGUUGAGCCAAAGCAUUGCCCAGCAAAGACCAUGUUCGCUUCUUCCUCUCAUCUGCAAGUGCGGGCGUUGUCUUCGAGAUUGGGAUGCAAGAUGCCUAACAUACCGCUCUGGUCGAAGCUCGAGACAUCGCGCUGCCGUGAGCUGAUGUUCUCGAAUACAUCGGUCGCCAUGGUGGAAAUGAAUUACCAUUCGUUUGGUGGGCCUCCACGUUUCAUACCAUUGCAGAAGGCCGUAUGCGGAAGCGCAACACCCGACAGAUCCAGUUGUGAACACGGUAGGGCGUCGAUGGAUUCGCCUGCUAGCAAGCGCCGACGAGGGGAUAUUGAUCCGCUUGCUACUUCAGUAACCUCAAAUGACGGCGAAAAGGGUGAGCAAGUUGUUUUGGACAACGCUACGUUCCGGGAAGAGAAGGCGUUGGUCCAAGAUGAACAAGAGCGGUCGAAGAACGAAACGUCUCAGGAAGAGGAGGCUUCAGUCCAAGAUGAACAAGAUCCAACGACGAGAGAUGCGAUCCAGGAAGAGGAGGUUUUGGUUCCAGAUGAGCAGCGGACGAUCCCAAAGAUCGGAAAAGCUGAAAUGGCGAACGCCCAGCAGCGGACUGAAAAGCUUGAGCGAGUGAAGCGCAUUUAUAAAUGCUGUAGGCUCAUGGAGGAGGCCUUCAUCACCGAAGGGGCAUCAAAUUCUGUUGUGAAGGAAGUGAUCAAGCAGCUCGCUGCCAAGUAUGGCCUUCAGGUCAUUCCUACGUACCUGACGACCGGAGCUCUAAUCUCGACGGGAAGCCGAAGCACGGAGAAGAGCUCUGAUAAUCGGCGUCCUUCGUCCACAAAGCAGAGGGGACAGCAACCUGUGACGGCCGCUUGGCGGACUGAUCCCGUGACGACACAGCUUCUGCGCGAGCGCGAAGAAGUCGUCGGUAAGCUGAAGAGCCUUCCCCGUGAUUCUUCCAAAAUGGACGGCUUGCAAAAGCAGCUUGGUGGCUAUAACUUGCGUAUCAAGGCUCGCAAAAUCGAGGUACGCGCUGCACAAAACAACUGA